AUGCGGCCGCCGCUCUACCGCUGUCACAACACCACCUCGGUGGAGAAGGGCAACUCGGCGACAGUGAGCGGGGUGCUCUUCAGCGCGGGCCUCCUGGGCAACCUGCUGGCCCUCGGGCUGCUGGCGCGCUCGGGGCUGGGGUCGUGCCCGCCGCGCCCGCCGCCCUCGGUCUUCUACGUGCUGGUGUGCGGCCUGACGAUCACGGACUUGCUGGGCAAAUCCCUCGUGAGCCCCUUCGUGCUGGCCGCCUACGCGCAGAACCGGAGCCUGUGGGGACUGGUGCCCGCGUCGGGCAGCUCCCUGUGCCAAGCCUACGCCUUCUUCAUGUCCUUCUUUGGGCUUGCCUCGACGCUGCAGCUCCUGGCCAUGGCCCUGGAGUGCUGGCUGUCCUUGGGGCACCCCUUUUUCUACCGACAGCACAUCACCCUGCGCCGCGGCGCGCUCGUGGCGCCGGUCAUCGGCGCCUUCUGUCUGGCUUUCUGCGCGCUGCCCUUCGUGGGCUUCGGGAAGUUCGUGCAGUACUGUCCCGGCACCUGGUGCUUCAUCCAGAUGGUGCACGAGGAGCGUUCGUUGUCGGUGCUGGGCUACUCGGUGCUCUACGCCAGCCUCAUGGCCCUGCUGGUCCUCGCCAUCGUGCUGUGCAACUUGAGCGCCAUGCGCAACCUCUACGCCAUGCACCGGCGGCUGCGGCGGCGCCCGCGCUGCGGAACUCCGGACCGCGUCGAGCCGGGGUCCUACGACAGGGAGGCGGCCGCGCAGCCCCUGGAGGAGCUGGACCACCUGCUGCUGCUGGCCCUCAUGACCGUGCUUUUCACUAUGUGCUCCCUGCCUUUAAUAUAUCGUGCUUACUAUGGAGCAUUUAAAACUGUCCAUGAGAAAGAUGGAAACUUUGAAGAAAUGGAAGACCUCCAAGCCUUGCGUUUUCUCUCUGUAAUCUCCAUUGUGGACCCUUGGAUUUUCAUAAUUUUCAGAACACCAGUAUUUCGGUUGUUUUUUCACAAGAUUUUCAUAAGGCCUCUAAUGUACAGAAAUUGGCCCAGCAAUUCCUGCCGAACUAACAUGGAGUCCAGUCUGUGACACUGUUUUACUACCCAGUCUCUGGAGGGAUCUAUGCUUCUUUGAAAAACCGGGAUGUAUGACUUACCAGAGAAUCCUGUUUACUGCAUUUGGCUGCAUGAGGCAACCGGGUAUUCAACACAGAGUAAAGCCCACCCAGGACUCAGUCAACCUCGUUCGAGGGUAG
Molecule: messenger RNA, 1243 nt
Organism: Enhydra lutris kenyoni (northern sea otter)
Lineage: Eukaryota; Metazoa; Chordata; Mammalia; Carnivora; Mustelidae
Product: prostaglandin D2 receptor
Exons: 3
Coding region: 1-1077 (358 amino acids)
Biological process (GO): positive regulation of cytosolic calcium ion concentration; inflammatory response; G protein-coupled receptor signaling pathway
Cellular component (GO): plasma membrane
Molecular function (GO): prostaglandin D receptor activity
Source: RefSeq, a predicted model, not a curated record